AUGGAACCAUAUUGGAACGGGUACAAGUCUUCUGAGUGCACGAUCGAGAAGGUUAGGGAAUUGGAUGCUGUCGUGGGUGUAGAGAGGCAUCUACGGGUUACUUGUCACAAUCUGGACGGCAAGCUUAAACGAAGAGCGGUGAUACAGCUACAUUAUGACGACUGGCUUGAUCACACCACUCCCGACCCGAAGAAGUUCAAGGCGCUCGUACGAGACGUGGCGCCCUUCUGCUGUGCUGAGAAACCCCGAGUAAUCGUGCACUGCAGUGCCGGCGUCGGAAGAACUGGCACCCUCAUUUCUGCACUCCGGUGCCACCUGAUCCGGAAAGCUGAACUCGCAAACAAGUGGACGCCGACCAAUCGGGCGCCGACCAAUCGGGCGUCGACCAAUCCCCCGUCCCGGUCUAACGAUAUUUCUACCAGCAGGGAGGAGGAGGAGCCGCUCUAUCGCCCAAUCGGCAGAUGGGUCGACGCAGCCGCGGCCGUUAUGACAGCAGCUGAGGCCACCACGGUGCAGACACCCUCCUUGAUGCAGCUGGUGUUUGAGAGCGUAGCCAUCGCCAAAGAGCAGCGUUUCCUCUCCGUCGAGAGCAAAGAACAGUUUGAAUUUUUGACCACCCUCAGUUUUCCCUAA
Messenger RNA from Gregarina niphandrodes, 633 nucleotides. Its product is annotated as protein tyrosine phosphatase. NCBI's taxonomy places the organism in Eukaryota, Apicomplexa, Conoidasida, Eugregarinorida, Gregarinidae. The record is from RefSeq and is a predicted model, not a curated record. The coding region runs from base 1 to 633 and encodes 210 amino acids. Gene Ontology annotation, molecular function: protein tyrosine phosphatase activity. Gene Ontology annotation, biological process: protein dephosphorylation. The transcript has a single exon.